Peronospora matthiolae is the source of this 834-nucleotide messenger RNA. Lineage: Eukaryota; Oomycota; Peronosporomycetes; Peronosporales; Peronosporaceae. The record is from the annotation of a GenBank genome assembly.
AUGUGGAGCAAGUCGUACCGAAUCUGGGAGCUCGUCGGAUCAGAUACGAGCCCGCGGUUACAAAUUCGGAAGCUCGUCAGACCAGAUGCGGGCUCGCGGUUACAAAUUUGGAAGCCCGCCGAUAACUGGUGGUCCUCACGCAAGCCCGUGGACCACAUCAUGCGUCUUCUGUUGUGUUUGUCAUCGGCCUUCGCCACCGACCCCAGUGGCCGAGUGGUAGACCGCUGGAACUGGGACCGGGAGAGUCAAUCGGAGUCUGGGGAAGCUGUGGGCGAUGACAGCAGCGACGACGACCACAUUCAAGAAGAGAGAGUACUGCCAUCACCCUUUAGUCUACUCGAGGCACCUCGAGCAGAAUUGAUUGGUCCUCGCCACCCAGCUGCCUUUGUCGAGAAAAUCGGUGUCCAAGCGCGUGACGAGUGGGUGGUCGACAGUGUGAAGCUGAAGGACUGGCUUUAUCAAGUAGAAGAGUACCGAGGUCAGGGGAAAGUCUUCACCGACGAAGAGAUGGUCAACGUGCUACUCGAACUCCACAAAGAACACAAAAAUUCCCUACUGAAAGCUCUCCUAUCGCUUCGGGAUGACCCCUCUAUGGCACUACGGGCUGACGCUUUGACCACAGCGCUUUGCGCCGCAGACACGGAUGUUCAAUUCUUGGCGUACAAUGUGUGGCUCAACGCGAAAGUGGACCCCGACGUCGUGUUCCAUCUGAUUCCGAAAUCUUACAUCAAAGGGAUACUUCCCGAUGCUGUAAAUGCAGAGGAGAGUCCCCUUUUCUCGAAGUGUAUGUUAUGGCUCAUUUACGUUGUGCAGUACAGGGCCGGUAUGGGCUAG